UCGUAAAGGCGAGCAGAAUGGUUGUUCUCAAAAGUAAGAAAACUUGCCUAUGGUUAAUGGAGGAGUAACGAUGCCGGACCGGCGAAUGGAUUGGUUAUGUGAGGAGGGCCAAAACGCAUACAAUGGAACUAACAUCAGAUACGUAAUAAGAUUGUGUCUGAAUUUAUCAAGAUUCAGUGCUUCAUACAGGUCCAACUCUACCUUCGUGAAGCAGUAUGAAGGGGAGGACUUGGCUCGGCCCGAGAUUAUUGUGACUUUUAUUCUGUGUGUUGUUGCAUUGUUGUUCAAUGUUGUGUCCAUCAUGGCUACGUCACAAAUCUCUUCGACGUCACAUACCAAAGUGAUAAUAAGUCUCGCAGCAUCCGAUAUUCUCGUCUCAGUCAGUGUAUUUAUGCACGAUGUUAACAACCAUUUCAAUGUGCCAUCUUCAUCAAAAGAUCCCGAUUCUAAUUCCCGUCUCCUCUCCGCCUGCAUUAAAGUUUGUGUCUUGUCAUUCCACAAAAUGGCAAACAUGAUGUCGCUGUUGAACCUUUUAGCAAUAGCUAUAGAUCACUAUAUAGCGAUCUUGAUGCCUUAUCGAUAUGUGCAUCUUUUAAACCGCUGUCGGACGAACUUCAUGAUAAUCAUAUUAUGGAUAAUAGGAUUUCUGUGUGGAUUUUCUUCCUUCUUUGGGGGAUUUCAAAAGUCGGAGAAAUUCCAAUAUUUAAAUUUUUGUGAAAUUACCAACUUUUCUGAUUUCCAGGCGGAAUAUUUUGUGAUAUUCACUGUGGCAGUUUGUUCUGUCGCCAUGUUAUACAUUUAUACAAGAAUAUUUUGUAUUGUGCGACGUGUAAGCACAGAGGGCACAGCGCUUCAUAAAGACGCAUUGCACAACACUAAGGCACUGAAAACCUCGGCGCUUAUCAUCGGCACUUUUGUUGUCUGCUGGUUUCCAAAUUUAGUCUUCCAAGUGUCUGGUCUGAUUCAGUUACACGAUUUAGACAGUAGAAUUAGAGUAUUCGAAAUGCUUAAUCGUGCCAACAGAUAUUUAUGCAUUCUUGUGGUGGUGAAUUCCAUUUGUGACCCAAUCAUAUAUGCAGCAAGGUUAAGAAUUGUACAGAAAGGGUAUUUUCGGUUAUUAUCACGUUUCUGUGGAUAUAAGAACCCAAAAAUGUACGACGAUAAUAAUUAUAGCCAAUCAAAGACUGAGCUCCUGGGCAGAAAGCAGUCGACGCUGGUAACGAACUAACCCCGAGAAUCUCAACCCGAAAUACAGACAAUGUUGUAAAUUGUUUUAGAUUUACAUAUGGUGGUCAUGAACUUCAUUUUGUACUAUAAAAAAUAAAGUUGAGGAAAUAUGAAA
This is a messenger RNA of Saccostrea cuccullata (small rock oyster), 1342 nucleotides long. Its product is annotated as adenosine receptor A2b-like. Gene Ontology annotation, molecular function: G protein-coupled receptor activity. NCBI's taxonomy places the organism in Eukaryota, Metazoa, Mollusca, Bivalvia, Ostreida, Ostreidae. The transcript has a single exon. Gene Ontology annotation, cellular component: plasma membrane. Bases 50 to 1228 code for a protein of 392 amino acids. Gene Ontology annotation, biological process: G protein-coupled receptor signaling pathway. The record is from RefSeq and is a predicted model, not a curated record.